UUUCUCCAUUGCUUUUUUUUCUUUAAGGGUGACGAAGCCAAUCCCAGCUGACCUUUGAGUGGGGGCAGGGUUCAGCCUGAACAGGUCAGCAGUCCAUCACAGGGCCACACACAGAGACAAGCAGUUUAUCACAGUCACAUCUAAGGGCUAGAUUAGUCGUCCGCCAAUAAUUGAUGGUUUUAGUCCUGGUUUUACUGAAUCAUGUGCCAAAGUUUCACUUGGCAAGACACUGAACCCUAAGGUGCCCGGUGCUAUUGCUAUACAAGUGCAAGACCAUUUUACAUUAAAUUUUACUACUAAUUCUACUGCAAGACAACAACACAACAUGCACAGACACACAAACAACAGAGAUUAUUCUUUAUUUUUAUUUUUAUUAUAUCUAUUAUUUAGGUUUAUUAGUUGCAAACUUCUGCUUAAGAGACAAACUAACACAUUUGUGCAGCAGGAAGCGUAAACUUGUGGUCAGAGCUGUUGAGUGAAUAGGAAGGAAGAACAGAGCAGCUCUGAAUCAGGUGAUGAUCUGUAGCUUGUGUCUUAGUGUUUGCUGUCAUUCCUCUACAGCGACAGUGUGUGUGGAUGUGAAGAUGGAGCUGACUUUGCUCUGUGUACUGUCAUUAUUCUUUCUGAAUACAAACAUCUAUGGAAAUGAUGAAGCAUCUGAACUCAAAGCCUCUGUGACACCACACAGAACCACACAAACCAUACGAACAGGUGGAAUUGUGACACUGAGCUGCUCUGUGGACGGUUCUGAUGGCUGGAAAUAUUACUGGUACCAACGUUCCACAGACUCCUCUGAAGCUCAGGCCAUGAAAGGUUCUGACCCAGACGGAGCUGAUGUCAGAGUGACAGCAGGAGGUGAGUUCUACUGCAGAGGAGGGAGAGGAGAGCCACCGUUCUACACACAAAACAGCAGCAAAGUCAUUGUUAGGGAAACUGUUCCUAACAGGGCCACUGUGGACCUGCAGCCUGACUGGUCUGUAAUGUACACGGGUGAAACAGUCAGUGUCCGAUGUCAGAUCCAUGGAGGUGGACGAACAGAAUGGACGUAUGAAUGGACAAGAGACGCAUUAAACAUAUCUCAUGCACUCAGUGAAUACAAGUUCAGUCCAGUUUCUAAGCAUCACAGUGGGACGUACAGGUGCCGAGGUAGAAAGAACAGCUACACCUUCACAGACUGGAGUAACUUUGCCACUCUGACCGUAGAAGGAUUCAGUCCUGAAGGUCCAUCAUUUUCUGCCUCCUUUACUGUUGGACUGGUUGUUAGACUUUCAGUGAUUGUUUUCCUGCUGCUGCUGCUGCUGCUGCUGUUGUGUGUUUGGAGAAACAUUAAAGCACACAGAAGUGUGAGCACUGAUCAAAGCUCUGCUACACAGCAAACAGUCAACCAGCUUGAACCUCAGCUUUACUCCUCUCUGCUCCACGGUGAUGUUUGUGUCUAUGAAUCAGUCGGAGGCUCUGGAAACAAUGAUGAUGGGACACAUGAUGAUACAGAGGAAGAUCAUGAUUACAACAAUGUGGAUCCAAAUGCAGCCACAGAUUCAUAAAAGGUGAUCAACAACAAAACAAGAACCACAAGAUGAUAACAUUCUGUUACAUGUCACAUGUUGAGACUGUUACCCGCAUUUAUAUAGUUUUAUCAGAGUGAGUGUUAAUACAGGCAAUAUUAUAUGAUAUGAUACACAUGUAGAAGAUAGUAGCUGAAAGAAUUCAACAGAAACCAGCUCCAAGAAUAGUCAAACCUUCAGAACUUAGAUUUAGCUUUGUCACGUCAGUUCACAAUAUAAUUUAACAAUUGGUGUUAAUAUUGUUGUGCGAUUUAAGUGUCGAUGUGUGAUUUAUGUGAAUAUAGUGUGAAACAUUAUUACUGUAUGUUCAGCAUAUUGAUUGCCGCCUGGUGGAUGGAAGAUAGUUUAGGUGCUUUUUGUUUUUUAAUGUAAUUUUUUAGAUGUUACUUUUGGACUUUUUUAGAUUUGGACUAUAUAAGUGUAUUUUAGAUUUACUGAAUAAUGUUACAUAUGUUAACAAUGUUAAUUAAAGCAUCAUACGUGA
This is a messenger RNA of Betta splendens (Siamese fighting fish), 2049 nucleotides long. RefSeq lists its product as uncharacterized. Gene Ontology annotation, molecular function: transmembrane signaling receptor activity. Bases 516 to 1544 code for a protein of 342 amino acids. The transcript is spliced from 9 exons. Lineage: Eukaryota; Metazoa; Chordata; Actinopteri; Anabantiformes; Osphronemidae. The record is from RefSeq and is a predicted model, not a curated record. Gene Ontology annotation, biological process: cell surface receptor signaling pathway.